ACGGCGAAGUACGCCUUCGUCGAAAUGGAUUUUGAUCGAUUUUUUUCUGAUUUUCUCGUGAAAUAUCAUCAACUGAUAAAUUUGGAGAGCAGCGGCGUCUCGACCAGAUAACAGUUCAAUCACACUGGUGAAAGGUCAUGCGGAAGCCACGCGUGUGUAUACGUUAUACGAGGUCUGAGAGUUAAAAAAUCCCUAUCAAUAAUGGGUGACUUCUUCAAAUCGGCGCUGGGGGGCAUCCUCGGUGGAUCUGUCGGCGGCAUUGACAAUGAUUUCGUGGGGCAGAAUGUGGAGCUCGGCGACAUGCGAUUGAAAGUUCGUCGGGUCAUAGCUGAGGGAGGAUUUGCCUUUGUCUUUGUCGCCCAGGACUUGGCAACGGGCAACGAGUACGCGCUGAAGCGGCUUAUAGCGGCAGACGACGAAGCCAGCAAGCUGAUAAUACAGGAAAUCACGUUCCUGAAAAAGCUCAGCCAGCACCCACACAUAGUGCAGUACAUACAGGCUGCCUCCAUAGGCAAGAACGAGUCGGACAACGGCAAGGCAGAGUUCCUUCUCCUGACGGAACUCUGCACCGGCGGGAUGCUAGUCGACCUGCUCAACAGCAGAAAGGAGUCGCUGACCGUGAAGGAAGUGCUGCACAUCUACUACCAGAUGUGCGUCGCUGUGCAGCACAUGCACGCGCAGUCGCCGCCGAUCGUCCACCGCGACCUGAAGGUCGAGAACUUUCUCCUCAGCACCAAGAACACGGUGAAGCUGUGCGACUUCGGCAGCGCGACGACGCGGUCGCAUUGUCCGGACGAGACGUGGAACGCGGUGCGGCGCAGCGUCGUCGAGGACGAGAUGAUGAAGAACACGACACCGAUGUAUCGGGCACCGGAGAUCCUCGAGACGUACAACAACUACCCGUUGAACGAGGCGAUGGACAUGUGGGCGAUGGGCUGCGUGCUGUUCCUGCUCUGCUUCAAGGAGCACCCGUUUGAGGACUCGGCGAAGUUGCGGAUUGUCAACGGCAACUACAGCAUACCGAACGCCGACGGCGUCUUCACGCAAUUCCACGAUUUGAUACGAGGGAUGUUGAAGGUGGAUCCGCGCCAGCGGUUGAACAUUAACCAGGUGAUCGAAAAGCUAGAGGAAAUGGCUUCGGCAUUGGACGUGAACGUGCUAGGACCACUGACGGUACCCGGCCAGCCUUCCCCACGUCCCGCGAACGAAGAGAGAAACCAGCAGCGACCCCCCCGACCUCCGCCACCACAGGAUCAGGCCGACGUCGGCGCCAUCUUGGGCUCGUUGAAGAUGGGCGCCGGCGGCCUCUUCAAGAGCAUCAAGGACACAUCUAGCAAGGUCAUGCAGAACGUCACCGCCGCAGUCAACAAGACGGACCAGCUGGAUCUGAGUUACUUGACGUCGCACAUCGUCGUCAUGUCGUUCCCCGCCGAGGGCAUUGAGUCGGCCUACAAAAACAACAUCGACGACGUGCGCAACUACCUCGAGUCGAAGCAUCCCAACCACUAUGCAGUGUACAACCUGUCGCGGCGCACCUACCGCUCGGCCAAGUUCAACAACCGCGUGUCGGAGUGCGGCUUCGCGCCGGGCCGCGCGCCGACGCUCGGCAGCCUGUUCGCGAUCUGCAAGAACAUGCUGCUGUGGCUGCGGCAGGACCCGGCGAACGUCGCCGUCGUGCACUGCACGGACGGCCGCAACGCGUCAGCGAUGGUCGCGUGCGCGUUCCUGCUCUUCUGCCGCGUGUUCCGCACGAGCGAGGAGUCGCUGAGCGCGUUCGCGUUGCGGCGCGGCGAGCCGGACGCCUCGCCGUCGCAGCAGCGUUACAUGCAGUACAUCGCCGACCUCGUGUCGGCCGAGCGGCCGCUUGCGCCGCACGUGCGGCCCGUCGCCGUCGUCGACGUGACGAUGACGCCCGUGCCGGCGUUCAACCGAGCGCGCGCCGGCUGCCGGCCGUUCGUCGAGGUGUACGUCGGCGGGGAGCGUGCGCUGACGACGUCGCGCGACUACGAGGCGAUGCGAGGCUUUGACGCGGCGGCGGACGCGUGCGCGGUCCUGCCGCUCGACGCGAUGGCGGCGGCGGUGGGGGACGUCACCGUCGUCGUCUGCCACGCGCGCUCGACGUUCGGCGAUCGCGUGCAGGGCAGGGUCUCUGCGCUCGAGAUGUUCCGUCUGCAGUUCCACACUGGUUUCCUCGCGCUCGACACAAAAUCGCUCGAGUUCCGCGCGUCCGAACUCGACCUCGCCGACGCGCCGGACAAAUACCCGGACGGCUUCAAGGUCACCCUGGGCGUGGUCGUCGGCGAUAAGGAUCGGCCCGGGUUCGACGCGGCGCCGUGGGAGAACUUUGCGACGAAGAACCUCAGUCCCAAGUACUGCUUCGCGAGCAAGGAGGAGUGGGAGCAGACGGUGAUGAAGUUCGGAACGGGAUCGCUGGCGAGGCGCCGGCUCUACCAGCAGUCUAGUCAGUCAUCGGGCGACUCGCACGAGUCGCCGGCGCGGAAGGCGCCGCCGCGGCCGCCGCCGAUCGGGGCGAAGGCGCUGGGCAAGCAGCCGCAGAGUGCGUUCUUCACGCAGUUGGAGUGGAAGGAUGGCGAAGGGCCAGAGAACGAACGGGCGGACGGCGAGGCUGACACGGGCAACCUUCUCGGAACGAGCUUCGACGUGGCGCCGGCCCAGGCACCUCCCGACGCGACGACGGCUCGACAGCAGCAGCAGCAGCAACAACAACAACAGCAGCAGCAACAACAACAGCAGCAGCAGCAACAACAACAACAGCAGCAGCAGCAACAGCAGUACCAACAACAACAGCAGCAGCAGCAGCCGGCCACGUGCAUGAACCUGCUCGGACAGAGUUUCGACGCCAGCUUCGAUCAGCUCAGCUCCUCCCGUCUAAGCCGGGAGAACGGCGCCUCGCGGAAAGUCGAUGCGCUCGCGGGCAACGUCGACCUGCUGAACAUGGACACCGGCCCGGAGCCGUCCAACUUCGACCUUCUCAACGGUGCAGAGCGAAUUCGCUCGAGCGGCGGCGUUGCCGCCGGCAACGGCUUUGACGCAUUCCAGGGGAGGGCGCCAACGCCGCCGUCGUCGUCGCACGACGGAACCCCGUUCGGCGAGUUUUCUGCCAACCAGAGCGACGCCUUUGAUCCGUUCCGCGGGACCACACCCGUGCCGAAAGAGAGCGCCGCUGCCGCCACCGCGAAGGGGGCGCCGACGUCGUUCGCGACCUUCGACCCAUUCUCGGGCGGCGGCGGCGGCGGCGUCGCCGCGGUGACCGAGCCGAACCUCAUGGAUUCGUGGACGGCAUCGAACCUGCACGUGAACGCGACGCGCAGCAUCCCGCGCAACGCGUCGAGUCCCGGCCCGCUCAACUCUCCGACGAUCGAGACGGCAGCCGCAGCGGCGGGGGCGGGGGCGUCCGGCGCCCAGCUUCUCGACCCGUUCCACGACCUCGGCUCGUUCAAUAAGAGCUCGAGCUUCAACAACUUCACGUGUCGCUCGGAGACGAACAGCCCCGUCUCGUGGAACAAAGCGAAGCAGACGCCCCCUAGCGGCGGCGGCGCACAGGGCGUUCGAUUCCAGGUCGGCGGCACGUCGCCGGGACUCGCUGCCCAGCAGUCGUCCCCCGUCCGCCAGAAUCAGCAGCAGCAGCAGCAGCAGCAGCAGCAGCAGCAGCAGCAGCAGCAGCAGCAGCAGCAGCAGCAGCAGAGGCCCAACUACAACAUCAGCUCGAGCGUGUUCACGACGAAGGACGAGUACGGCGGCGGCGGCGGCGAGCUGCGCGUGCGCGCAGUGGACGAGCGGCAAGCGAGGCAACAUCCGCACGUGCUCUGCUCGCUGCGCACGGUGCUGUGGGACGGCGAGACGCGGUGGCGCGACGUCGGCAUGCACGAGCUCGUCGCGCCCGAACAGGUGAAGAAGUGCUACCGGCGCGCCGUGCUCUGUGUGCAUCCGGACAAGCUCGGCGGCACGCCACAGGAGACGCUCGCGCGCAUGAUCUUCGUCGAGCUCAACGACGCGUGGAGCGAGUUCGAGGAGGCUGGAUGCAAGCCGCUGUUCUGA
This is a messenger RNA of Priapulus caudatus, 4059 nucleotides long. RefSeq names its product cyclin-G-associated kinase-like. The record is from RefSeq and is a predicted model, not a curated record. Gene Ontology annotation, cellular component: cytoplasm. The transcript has 4 exons. Gene Ontology annotation, molecular function: protein serine/threonine kinase activity; AP-2 adaptor complex binding; ATP binding. Lineage: Eukaryota; Metazoa; Priapulida; Priapulimorpha; Priapulimorphida; Priapulidae. Bases 202 to 4059 code for a protein of 1285 amino acids. Gene Ontology annotation, biological process: regulation of clathrin-dependent endocytosis; protein phosphorylation; positive regulation of Notch signaling pathway.